Molecule: messenger RNA, 2928 nt
Organism: Polistes canadensis
Lineage: Eukaryota; Metazoa; Arthropoda; Insecta; Hymenoptera; Vespidae
Gene: Cul4
Product: cullin-4A
Exons: 11
Coding region: 143-2605 (820 amino acids)
Biological process (GO): protein ubiquitination; ubiquitin-dependent protein catabolic process; DNA damage response
Cellular component (GO): Cul4-RING E3 ubiquitin ligase complex
Molecular function (GO): ubiquitin protein ligase binding
Source: RefSeq, a predicted model, not a curated record
AGAAAGAUAGAAGGAAGGAGUGAGGGUGGGGGAGAAGGAAAGAAAGACGAGCAGGGUGGAAGGGAGGGAGGGAGGACAAAUAAAGAAGAGUUAAAUAGAAACCCUUUGGUGCCGAGGGCCAGGGGCCGUGUGAUGCGCGCAUAUGUCUAGACUCGGAGGUACCCAGGUUCUGGGCACAGCACAGCAGGUGAAGAAGACGUCCGCCGAGCACACGGCGGUACUUAACUUUGUUGCUGCUAAACGGAGCAAACUAUCGUCUAAAGUCUCGCUUACGGAGAUUGACGAUAUCGAGAAGAUGACGGAUACGGCCGCGGCGACCACGGCCACGACCGAUACCACACAGAAGAGGGCCAAUUUUUCCGCAUUGACCGUUGCCAAUCCGAAUGGCGUAAGCAAAAUAUCGCCAAGUUUGGCAACUGCUAAACCUGGCUCCGCGAGAAAACUUGUCAUCAAAAACUUCAAAAAUAAACCAAAAUUACCAGAAAAUUAUCAAGAACAAACAUGGGAAAAACUGCAAGAAGCUGUAAUCGCAAUACAAACGAGCAAAAGUAUUCGUUAUUCUUUAGAAGAACUUUAUCAAGCCGUCGAGAAUAUGUGUAAUCACAAAAUGGCAUCAACUCUAUACGCCAAUUUAACAAUAUUGACGGAAUCACAUGUAAAAGCUAAUAUCGAACAGUUUUUAGCAGAAUCCAUGGAUAGACAUAUAUUUUUGAAAAAAAUGAAUGAAUGUUGGCAAUCGCAUUGCAGACAAAUGAUUAUGAUAAGAAGUAUCUUUUUGUACCUGGAUAGAACAUACGUGUUACAAAAUCCAACAAUAUCUUCAAUUUGGGAUAUGGGAUUACAUUUGUUUAGAUUACACAUAGUACUGAAUAAUUUGGUACAAACUCGUACAGUUGAAGGGUUACUUAUGCUGAUUGAAAAAGAACGACAAGGGGAUACAGUUGAUAGAACUCUUUUAAAAUCAUUAUUAAGAAUGUUGUCUGAUUUACAAAUUUACCAAGAGGCCUUUGAAUCUAAGUUCCUGGUAGCAACUGAGAGAUUAUAUGCAGCAGAGGGUCAAAGAUUAAUGAAUGAGCACGACGUUCCUGAAUAUUUAGCACAUGUAGACAAACGUCUGCAAGAAGAAAAUGAACGUUUAUUGCACUAUCUCGACACGUCGACAAAAUGGUCUCUCAUACAUACAGUCGAAAAGCAAUUAUUGUCCGAACAUAUUUCAAGCAUUCUACAAAAAGGUUUAAGCGGUUUAUUAGAUGAAAAUAGAAUUAGCGAUUUAUCAUUACUUUAUAAUUUAUAUAGUCGAGUAAAAAAUGGUCUCGUCGAACUUUGUCUCAACUUUAAUUGUUACAUAAAGAAAAAGGGUAAAACAAUAGUUAUAGAUCCAGAAAAAGAUAAGACUAUGGUACAGGAACUUUUAGAUUUUAAAGACAAAAUGGACAAUAUUGUUAAUACGUGUUUUCACAAAAACGAAAAAUUUGCUAAUAGCUUAAAAGAAGCUUUCGAAGCUUUCAUCAAUCAAAGAGCAAACAAACCAGCAGAAUUAAUUGCUAAAUUUGUCGAUUGUAAGCUACGUGCAGGUAAUAAAGAAGCAACGGAGGAAGAACUAGAACGAUUAUUAGAUAAAAUUAUGGUAUUAUUUCGUUUUAUACACGGAAAGGACGUAUUUGAAGCAUUUUAUAAGAAAGAUUUAGCAAAACGUUUGCUAGUAGGCAAAUCUGCCUCGGUUGAUGCCGAAAAGUCCAUGUUAUCUAAAUUAAAACAAGAAUGUGGUGGAGGAUUUACUAGUAAACUAGAAGGAAUGUUCAAAGAUAUGGAAUUAAGUAAAGAUAUUAAUAUUGCUUUCAAACAGUAUGCUGGAAACUUGCAACAUGAAUUAUCCGCAAGUAAUUUAGACUUAACAGUCUCGAUACUUACAAUGGGAUAUUGGCCAACAUACCCUGUAAUGGAAGUUACAUUGCCAACAGAAAUGGUCCAGUAUCAAGAUGUAUUUAAUAAAUUUUAUUUAGGAAAACAUAGUGGAAGAAAGUUACAAUGGCAACCAACUCUAGGACAUUGCGUGUUAAAAGCUUGGUUUAAUCAGGGCAAUAAAGAAUUGCAAGUAUCAUUAUUUCAAGCCUUAGUCUUAAUAUUAUUUAACGAUGCUGAUAAUCUUUCAUUGGAAGAUAUUAAAGCAGCGACUAACAUUGAAGAUGGCGAACUUAGAAGAACUUUACAAUCUUUGGCUUGUGGAAAGGCCAGAGUUUUACAGAAACACCCGCGUGGUAGAGACGUCGCUGACAACGAUAGAUUUGUUUUUAAUGCAGAAUUUACGAAUAAGUUAUUCAGAAUUAAAAUAAAUCAAAUACAAAUGAAAGAAACGAACGAAGAACAAAAAGCAACAGAGGAAAGAGUGUAUCAAGAUAGACAAUAUCAAAUUGAUGCAGCAAUAGUCAGGAUUAUGAAAAUGAGAAAAACACUUACGCACAAUCUCCUCAUUAGUGAAUUAUACAAUCAAUUGAAGUUCCCUGUUAAGCCUGCUGACUUAAAGAAACGGAUUGAGUCGCUCAUAGACAGGGAUUACAUGGAACGGGAUAAAGAUAAUGCAAAUCAGUACAAUUAUGUCGCGUAACCUAAAUCAAAUGCCAAAAUUACGUUAGGUUGGUUCAAUUUUACAUUUUUUAAGUAAAAUGAAUCAAUUAAUUUUGGCGCUUGCCUAUUGUGAAUGUGUAAAGUUGAAGAAAGGAAAGAAGAACUUUAACUGGUUAACUAUCAACAUAACGUUGCAGUAUACAAUCAGUUCGUAAAAAGAAAAAAAAGGAAAAACUAGAAUGGACUUUGUUGUUUUAUUUUUUUUGUAGUAGUGCAUACGGACACUGGACAGUUACAGUAAUUUUUCAACAGUGCUUUACUGUUAUCCUUGUGUUAUUUCUAGAUUUUGCUAAAAAAAAAAAA